Molecule: messenger RNA, 1632 nt
Organism: Nerophis lumbriciformis (worm pipefish)
Lineage: Eukaryota; Metazoa; Chordata; Actinopteri; Syngnathiformes; Syngnathidae
Source: RefSeq, a predicted model, not a curated record
AUGUCUCUAAACAAGUCCAUGCAUCCCAGAAACCGCUACAAAGACAAACCGCCUGACUUUGCUUAUCUGGCCUCCAAGUACCCUGAAUUCAAAGAACAUGUGCACACCAACCUCAAUGGACGAGCAGUACUAAAUUUCAAGGAGCCAGAGGCCGUACGAGCUCUGACCUGCACUCUUCUAAAGGAGGACUUUGGUUUGAGCAUUGAGAUCCCUCUGGAGCGACUCAUACCUACUGUCCCUUUGCGCCUCAACUACAUACACUGGGUGGAAGAUCUUAUUGAUGGCCAGAAGCAACUACGUAGAGGCAUUGACAUUGGCACUGGUGCGUCUUGUAUAUACCCUUUGUUGGGAGCCUCAAUGAACGGCUGGUUCUUCCUCGCAACCGAGGUGGAUGAUAUAUGCUUUGACUACGCCACCAGGAACGUGGAGCAGAACAAUUUGUCGGACUUGGUUAAAGUAGUAAAAGUUCCGCAGAAGACUCUGCUAAUGGAUGCUUUGAAAGAAGAGACAGAGAUCGUGUACGACUUCUGCAUGUGCAACCCUCCUUUUUUUGCCAACCAACUUGAAGCCAAGGGGGUCAAUUCAAGGAACGCACGGCGGCCUCCUCCCAGCUCGGUCAACACGGGCGGGGUGACAGAAAUCAUGGCAGAGGGCGGCGAACUGGAGUUUGUUAAGAGGAUCAUUCAUGACAGCCUCCAGCUCAAGAAACGCUUGCGGUGGUACAGUUGCAUGCUGGGGAAGAAAUGUAGCUUGGCCCCACUGAAGGAAGAGCUGAGGAAGCAAGGGGUACCCAAAGUGACGCACACAGAGUUCUGCCAGGGCCGGACCAUGCGAUGGGCGCUGGCCUGGAGCUUCUAUAAUGAUGUCACAGUUCCGUCACCCCCCAGUAAGAAGCGCAAGUUGGACAGAGCACGGAAGCCUCUUUCUUUCUCACUUCCACAUCUGGCUCUGAAGGAACUCCAGGUAAAGGCUCGUUCCCUGGGGUGCACUGGCCGCAAUCCUCUGGAAGCCAUCACAACUCUGGUGGAAAAGGCGCUCACAGAGCUGCGGGUGCUGCACAAGCGUGUUCUGUGCAGAGAACAAGAGAAACGCCUCCUUCUGACCGCGGUGGAAAACACGUGGGUCCAUGGGCGACAGAAACGGCGAGAACAAAUGCGCCAGCUGCGAGAGCUGCCAAGAGCACAUCAGAAUGCCACCGCCAUACCAUCAGUCAUCCAAAAGGAGCAGGAGGAUUCCACUCAGGAAUCCUCUGAUCAGCAGCUAAGUGUAGACCCGAUUGGCAACAGCGUCCCGUUUGUUGAACGCGAGGUUACGAACACCCCAGGUGUAGUGGAACAGGACCUCUCGGAAAAAGUCAUCUGUGAUGAUGUGGAAAUGCUUCCUGGGGGCUCCGCUGCAGAAACAUGCAGCAUUAAGAAUGCUGAUGAUGCCAUAGCAGAGAAGACCUCAAAACAACCAAGGAGCCCAGGGUCAGUGGAACACUUCUUGUUUAAGUGUCUUUUGAAUGUACUGCAUGAGGAGAGCGAUGUAUUGGUCGAGAUGCAUUGGGUCGAAGGUCAGAAUAAGGACCUGAUGAACCAGCUGUGUACUUUUCUUAGAAACACUCUUUUAAAGGCUGUUGCCAAAUCUUGA